UGUGGUUAUCUUAUCUGUAAAAUCUCAAAUCUGCUCCUUCAAUUUUCAAUGAUUGAUCGUUUGUAAUUUUUCAUGUUUUAGUAAUAAUUUUAUGUAUAACCCAUUUUUAUUUGACAACAUUUGUUAUACAUUAUUGAGAACAAAAACAGUGAGCAGAUUUUUAUAUUGUUUUUAUACAUUACAUUGCAUAUAUUGCAGAUAAAUUAUAAUAAUGUCGGCAAAACGACAAGCGACAACUGAUCUAAAUCAUGAUAAUUGGGAUCAAGAUGAUCCAAGUGAUCAUGAAGAAAUGGGCAACUUUAAAACCGCUUCCAAGGAUGUGUUAGAAAAGCGAGUAAUGCGUACUGCAAAAAGACGUUCCGUAGCUUUGGGUGACGAAGCAAAGAAAAAUGUUUUUAGUGGGUUUGGAGGUUUUAAUAAAACACAACCAUCAUCAUUUGAUUUCUUAUCAAAAUUAACAAAUGGAACCAAUAAAUCUUCGACAACUAAAAGUGAUACUACUGUGUCAACAACAAUAUUUAAAAACACCUCUGGCAAUGGACUUUUUGGCACACCUUCAACAACAAAACCAAUUUUUGGUAUAACAAGUACUCAGGCUUCCCCAAUAUUUGGGAGUCCUACAACUAUUAAUGUUUCAUCUGUAUUUGCUGCAGCAAAAUCAGAUUCAACUGUACAUGAUUCACCAUUUAAAUCCCAAAUAACCUCCAGCAUAUCUAAUUCCAAUGGAACAUCUAUAAAAACAGUAAAUACGAUCUCUGGCACAUCAGUAUCACAAGGAUCAUCCACAAUAUUGGGUUUACCUGCAAGUGGUAAUAGCAAGGUACCAUUAUUAACAAGUCCCUCUAAUUCUACCCUACUUACAGCUAAACCUGUAUCCAGUACUACAACUCUUCAAACUAAGUCUGAAUCGCCUUUUACUUCAACCAGUAAAAAAGAUUCUGAGGUAAAUGCAGAAAAUAAAGAGGCUGAAAAGAAGCUAAGUUAUUAUUCUAAAUUAAGAGGGUUAAAUGAGUCUGUGUCUGCCUGGAUCACAAAACAUGUUGAUCAAACUCCUCUAUGUAUAUUGACACCUAUUUUUAAGGAUUAUGAAAAAUAUUUGAAAGAUAUUCAAGAUGAAUAUCAGAAUAAUGAUGAUAAACCCUCUGACAUGGAUAAUAAAAUAACAAAGAAUUCACAGGAUGAAUCAAUUGGAGUUAACAAAAGUUCUCCAUUGACUUCUAAAUCCUCAGUAUUUUCACUGGGAGCAGGUAUAAAAUCUACUACUACUACUACUGAAAGCCCAACUAAGCCAUCAUUUGUAUUAGGAACUACAUCAAGUAACACAGCUAUGAGCUCUUCACUUUUCUCUAGCACAAUUGGAAUUAACAAAACUUCUCCAUUAUCAUUGAAAUCAACAGGAUUUUCAUUUGGAUCGGAUUCAAAAUCUACUACUGCUACUGAGAACCCAAGCAAACCAUCAUUUGGAUCAGGAAAGACAACAAAUAACACGGGGUCUACAAGCUCUUCACUUUUCUCUAGUGCAGUAAAUACUAAUGGUUCAGCACCAUUUUCAUUUGGUAUUGGAAAGCCAUUUAGUUUUAAUUCAAAUAUACAAACUACUAAUACUGAAGCAAGCAAAGAAACAAAUGAAAAUGAGGAUAAGGAUGAUGAUUCACCUCCUAAAGUCGAAUUUAAACAAGUUGUAGAAGAAAAUAGUAUAUAUGAUAAGCGCUGCAAAAUAUUUGUGAAAAAAGAAGACAAUUUUGUAGACAAAGGUGUGGGCACACUUUAUAUUAAAAAAAUUGAAGAGACUGGGAAAUAUCAAUUACUAGUUCGUGCUAAUACUAAUUUGGGCAAUGUACUGCUUAAUUUGAUUCUGUCUUCAGUUGUACCAAUACAACGGAUGGGUAAGAAUAAUGUGAUGAUGGUAUGCAUUCCAACACCAGAUGCAAAACCUCCACCUGUACCCAUAUUAAUAAGGGUUAAGACCUCUGAAGAAGCUGAUGAAUUAUUAGAAACCUUGGACAAAUAUAAGACAUGAAGGAAUAAUUGUAUACUUACAAUGAAAUUUAUAGAAACUUCUAAUGAAAAUCAUCAGUAUAAAUGAUUUCUUAAUCAAAACCUACUGUUAAUAAAGUUACCAUCAUGUUGCAAUUUUCUUUUUUCAUAGCAAGACAGUGAUGCGACAUAACAAAAUUUUACCUAUUUUUUAAUUGCAUUAAAAAUUUUGCUGUUUUCUUUACACUACAUUUGGAGAUACCUAAUACUAACACACAUAUUACAAAAUUAUUUGGAAUAUGUUAUUUAGACGAUUACAGGCUUUUAUCCAAAUUUACUUAAACUACCUCCUACUCGACAGGAGGGGGGGUGGUGGUUUAUUUAGAUACGUUGUCAUAAUUGAAUGCUCACGAUAUGCACGUAUCUCACUGUGUCACAAGGUUUGGCCUGAGUGUAGUUAGAUGUUACAGUAACUCAUUAAAAUAAGUAAUAAAUCUCUGUCGCUCCAUGAAGUAAUUAGACAGCUGGCGGAUUUACAUUGCUUUAUUUGCUAUUACAUAUUGCGGUACGAAAUACGUGCAACCAGUUUUUCGUAAACCCAUGAGUUUAUGUUUUUAUUGUUUGUCGAUUUGGUUAUAAUAGAUCGAUAAAAAUUGUACUUACGAAUAUUUAUACCUACUACAUGUAAUUUCAUAGUCAUAAGUUAUUGAGAUAUAGUAGUUCUAUACGAAAACUAAGUAAUUUGUAGUGGUGUAUUAGAUACAUACAUACUGCUGUGUUAUUUCUAUGUUAUUGAUUUGUUGAUACUGCGUUGAACGAGUAUAUUCCAUUAAUUUUAUAUUCCAAAAUAGCUUUGCGUAACAUGUAAUCUAAUAAUUAGUCAUAAGUAUGAUACAUGUUUAAUUAUGUAGGGUAAUAUCGCCUAACUACGGUCUGUACGUUAUUCAAAUCCAUAUUGAACUACCUAUAAAAGGAUACUUUUUAUAAAAUAAUAUUUUUUCAAAAUAUCUUUCCUUAACUAAUUGUUUUAGAAGACCAUAAUGAUGUAUAGAAAACAUAUUCUAUAUUUUAAAUUUACUGAUUAAUUUAAUUUAUAACAUAUUUUUUUCAUUAAUUUAGCCAUAGUCCAUAAUGUUGGUCUUGGUCAAAUCUUUAAGUCAUCUUGUUCUUUUUUAUAAAGAACGAAGUAUUACUUUUGACGGUAGUUUAGUGCUGUCUUUAGGCGCAGCCUGCCUUUAGGCGUGACUACCCUACACAAUUAUAUUUAUAAACUAUGCAUAUUUGUAGUAGUGCAUUAGAUAUAUACAUACUGCUAUGGUAUUUUUAUGAUUUGAAUAAUGAUUAUACUGCGGUAAUUAUAUACUAACCACAUGAAUUUUAUGGUUCUUACAUUAAUUAUAAACUCCAUAGUCAUACUUACAAAAUAAAAAAUAAUCUGCGUUAUCGUCUGUAAACUUUUGCAUAAUUCUGCAAACUAAAUAAUUUGAAGCAGUUUCCCAUAAAUUUUCAUUCCAAUCUAGGGUCAUGAAACAAAUUAUGUAUUUGUAGGCAACUAAGUAUAGAUAUUGUAGUGGAAGUACACAAGU
Achroia grisella is the source of this 3563-nucleotide messenger RNA. RefSeq names its product nuclear pore complex protein Nup50 (gene Nup50). The record is from RefSeq and is a predicted model, not a curated record. Gene Ontology annotation, biological process: protein import into nucleus. The coding region runs from base 212 to 2020 and encodes 602 amino acids. The transcript has 3 exons. NCBI's taxonomy places the organism in Eukaryota, Metazoa, Arthropoda, Insecta, Lepidoptera, Pyralidae. Gene Ontology annotation, cellular component: nuclear pore.